This is a messenger RNA of Telopea speciosissima, 3157 nucleotides long. Its product is annotated as katanin p80 WD40 repeat-containing subunit B1 homolog KTN80.2. Gene Ontology annotation, cellular component: katanin complex. Bases 373 to 2712 code for a protein of 779 amino acids. Gene Ontology annotation, biological process: microtubule severing; microtubule depolymerization. The transcript is spliced from 18 exons. The record is from RefSeq and is a predicted model, not a curated record. Gene Ontology annotation, molecular function: microtubule binding. Lineage: Eukaryota; Viridiplantae; Streptophyta; Magnoliopsida; Proteales; Proteaceae.
CUGGAGUGUAGAAUGUCUGAAUGAGCUUUUCUUUGCCCUUUCUCUCCCUAAAUUUUCUAUUUACUUCGCGCGCCUAAAAAACAGGGUCGAAAGCUAUCGAAAAGAAUUUCUCUUUCGUUCUCCGAUUUCUGUCAGUGGAAGAAGAAGGAACUCGCAAAUCUCUGCAAUAGCUCCACUUGUGUGUGUACUCUCUGCAUCGGAUUCUAAUCUUUCAUUGGACGAAGGCUUCGAAGCUCUGGAACCUUCAUCAAGUGGUCCUCUCUACAAGUUACUCACUUCGUUCAUAUCUACAUCAAUCUGGCUCUCCGAUCUCGCUUCCUUGGUUGAUUAAAGAGUUAGAUUUCACAGGAGCUUUUAUCUGUUCUCUGGAAAAUGGAAAAGUGUGCGUAUAAGCUACAGGAAUUCGUGGCACACUCGUCCGAUGUCAACUGUUUGAAUAUUGGGAAGAAGUCCGGUAGGCUUCUUAUCACUGGUGGAGGAGAUCACAAGGCGAAGCUGUGGGCGAUUGGGAAACAAAGUUCUAUAUUGAGCCUGUCUGGUCACACCAGUCCAGUUGAAUCUGUAACUUUUGAUUCAGCAGAGGCUUUGGUGCUUGGUGGAGCUUCUUCGGGCACAAUAAAGCUUUGGGAUUUGGAAGAGGCAAAGAUUGUACGCACACUUACUGGGCACAGAUCCAAUUGUGCUGCUGUUGAAUUCCAUCCAUUUGGUGAGUUUUUUGUGUCUGGAUCUCUGGACACGGAUGUAAAGAUCUGGGAUAUCAGAAAGAAAGGAUGCAUUCAUACUUACAAAGGCCAUACUCGAGGAGUCAGUACCAUUAAAUUCACUCCUGAUGGUAGAUGGGUUGUUUCUGGAGGAUUAGACAAUGUCGUGAAGGUAUGGGAUCUAACUGCUGGGAAGCUCCUGCACGAUUUUAAAUUCCAUGAAGGACAAAUUCGUUGCAUAGAAUUUCAUCCCCUUGAGUUUCUUCUAGCUACAGGUUCUGCAGACAGGACUGUGAAGUUCUGGGAUCUAGAAACCUUUGAACUGAUUGGAUCUGUUGGACCUGAGGAAACUGGUGUACGCUCUAUGACCUUUCACCCUGAUGGAAGGACAUUGUUUUGUGGGUUGGAUGAUAGUUUAAAGGUUUUUUCAUGGGAGCCUAUAAUAUGUCAUGAUGCUGUUGAUAUCGGGUGGUCUACAUUGGGUGACCUGUGUAUUCACGAAGGAAAACUUUUGGGUUGCUCUUACCAUCAGAACUGUGUUGGAGUGUGGGUUGCAGAUAUUUCGCUCAUUGGACCAUAUGGAGGUGAUGCACCCAGAUCAAAUAGCCAGACAGGGCAGAAAUUUAAUAUGCGGGAAAGUCUUGUGCAGAAAGUGGAUGGUAGCUUGAAGUCUAAUACUGGCCUGUUGACCAUGCAAGAGGAUGAUGACUCGUUAGAAAUAAAGAACAUUUAUGUGGAUUCUACCAAUGGUAUACCUAGUAAUCUACAAAGGAUUAGAUCAACUAAGUCUCCGAAGGUGGUUUUACCCCGGGAUUCUGAAAAGGAAAUCGGUCAUCCUUCAGCUCCAAAGACGCGUCCUGCAAUGGUGGUGCAAAGAAGAACCAGGAGUGAAGUAACUAGCAGGCCUUUUACUGUGCCUCUUGUUGUACCUAGAAACAGUCCUGCAGGAGAAAAUGCAUCCAAUUCUAGAAGAGAAUCUGUAUCCAGUGUAAAACCCAGCCCUGAUAAGUUAGUCAAGCCAACCCAUUUGCGGAGGUUAUCAAGUAGCAAAUUUGACAUGGGGCACCACUCAAUAGCUGUUGAAAAUGAAUCUCCUACCAGCAAGAAAUGUGGUUCAGAACCAAAGUUCCAUUUCAGCUUUUUUACAAAAGAUGACGUAACAGGAACCGUUGAGGCAAGCAAUUCAACUAUCAACCAUGUUGCAGAGAAGUUUGACAAGAUUCUGUCACCUGAGCCACCCUCAAUCUCAGACCAAGAAAAAUGCAGUGAACCACUUAAUAACAAAGGAAAUAACUCUGUCAAGAUUAUUAAUGGAGUGGCAGUUGUAUCGGGAAGAACUCGUUCUCUAGUUGAGCGGUGGGAAAAGAGGGAAAUAUGUACUAGCAGUGAAGAAUUGUCAACUAAUGCAUCUAAUGUGAUACCUGAAGCUCGUACACCACCUGCUGUACAGAGUGGACAACCUCAAACUUCUGGAAGGGAAUCAACAUCUGCAAACAAUGAGGAUCUAAUUGAGGGUCUAUUACAAAAUCACGAUAUAUUCUUAAGUACUCUGCGAUCUCGCCUGACUAAAUUACAGAUGGUGCGGCAUUGUUGGGAAAGGAAUGACAUUAAAAGUGCUAUCAAUGCUAUGGGGAAGUUGCCUGAUCAUUCUGUGCAAGCUGAUGUGAUCAGUGUUCUCAUGGAGAAAAUGGGCAUUUUUACCUUGGAUCUCUUCUCUUGUUUGCUGCCUGUGCUCACAGGCUUAUUGGACAGCAAAAUUGACAGGCAUGUAAGUGUUUCAUUGGAAAUGAUACUGAAGCUUGUGACAGUCUUUUGGCCUGUAAUCCGUUCGACUUUGUCAGCGUCUCCAUCUGUUGGAGUCGAUCUUCAUGCAGAGCACAGGCGCGAUUGCUGCAACCAGUGCUUUAUCCAGUUGCGAAAGAUCAAGCAGGUUCUUCCUUCAUUGUCGAGGCGGGGUGGAUUGCUCACCAGGUGUGCCCAGGAAUUGCAUAUUCUUCUUCAGGAACCAUAACCUGCUACUGCAAUCCCCUUGUAUUGAUUUAAUUCCAACUUGAGUGGCUUCCGGUCAUGGCAGUUCCUUGUUACCUUUUCAACAGGAUAAUUAUUAAAACAAACUUUUCCCUGAAGUAGUCUGCAAAUCUGUGUCAAUUCACCCUCACCUUGGUUUUGUCCCAUACCCCAGUUUUUGACUCUUCUAUUUUUUCCAGUGCUGGCUUCUGAUCUUGGUAAUCAAACCAAAAAGGUUGUUCACACUCCUGCAACUGCUCAUGUAAGCAAGCAAUGAAUCAUCAUAAGACGUUUCCUAACUGUGAUCAUCUGGAGGUCUUCAGUGGCCAUUUGUUUUUGAUCUGGAUCAAGCUGCAUGAUUCUUGCUCUUGAUUUGUAUUUACCAUGUAUAAAAUUUUGUAUCUGUACUGUUCUUAUAACCUUCAAUUAAAUUCAUAAAUUCUUUGAAA